Drosophila elegans is the source of this 1256-nucleotide messenger RNA. It is a transcript of the gene Gr10a, whose product is annotated as gustatory receptor 10a. The transcript has 2 exons. Gene Ontology annotation, biological process: sensory perception of taste. The coding region runs from base 1 to 1221 and encodes 406 amino acids. The record is from RefSeq and is a predicted model, not a curated record. Gene Ontology annotation, cellular component: membrane. Lineage: Eukaryota; Metazoa; Arthropoda; Insecta; Diptera; Drosophilidae.
AUGACAUCGCCAGAUGAGCGGAGUUUCUGGGAGCGGCACGAGUUUAAGUUCUACCAGUACGGCCAUGUGUACGCCCUGAUCUAUGGCCAGGUGGUGAUCGACUAUGUGCCCCAGAGGGCGUUGAGGCGUGGCAUUAAGGUCCUUCUCAUUCUGUAUGGCCACCUGUUCAGUUUGCUGUUGAUUGUGGUACUGCCCGCCUACUUUUGCUAUCACUUUGGCACCCUAACCGAUACUUUGGACCGGCGUUUGCAACUGCUCUUCUAUGUGGGUUUCGCCAAUACGGCCAUUAAGUAUGCCACCGUGAUUGUGACCUAUGUGGCCAAUACCGUGCACUUUGAGGCCAUCAACCAGAAGUGCACCCUGCAGAGGAUGCAUCUGGAGCGAGAGUUCAAGAAUGCGCCGCAGGAACCGAAGAAACCCUUCGAGUUUCUCAUGUACUUCAAGUUCUGCCUUAUCAAUCUGAUGAUGAUGAUCCAGGUGUGCGGCAUUUUUGCCCAAUACGGCGAGAAGGGUUCGGCUAGCCAGGUGCGAGUCCACUUCGUCGUCUACGCCUUUGUGCUGUGGAACUACACGGAGAACAUGGCGGACUAUUGCUACUGGAUCAACGCCUCGGUGCUGAAGUACUACAGACAGUUCAACCUCCAGUUGGAUUCGCUGCGCGAGGAGAUUGAUGGGUUGAGGCCCGGCCGGGGAAUGCUCCUGCAUCGCUGCUGUGAGCUUAGCGAUCGGCUGGAGGUGCUGCGUCGAAGGUGCCGCGAAAUCCACGACCUGCAGAGGGAGAGCUUUCGCAUGCAUCAGUUCCAGCUGAUCGGCCUCAUGCUGAGCACCCUCAUCAACAACCUGACCAAUUUCUACACCCUGUUCCACAUGCUGGCCAAGCAGUCGCUGGAGGAGGUCAGUUACCCGGUGGUCGUGGGAUCCGUCUACGCCACCGGCUUCUACAUAGACACCUACAUCGUGACCCUGGUCAACGAGCACAUCAAGCUGGAGCUGGAGAACGUGGCCCUAACCAUGCGGCGGUUCGCCGAGCCACCGGCCAGGGACGAGCGACUCACCAGGGAGAUAGAACACCUUUCGCUGGAGCUACUCAACUAUCAGCCACCCAUGCUCUGUGGACUUUUGCACCUCGAUCGCCGAUUGGUCUACCUCAUCGCUGUUACCGCAUUUUCAUACUUCAUAACUCUGGUGCAGUUCGAUCUCCUUCUGCGCAGGAAGUCCUAGGCCAGGAAAUGGUCUCCAAAGAGCUGAAAUCCCAA